This is a messenger RNA of Pistacia vera, 2135 nucleotides long. RefSeq names its product ABC transporter B family member 29, chloroplastic. Gene Ontology annotation, biological process: transmembrane transport. The transcript is spliced from 11 exons. Gene Ontology annotation, cellular component: membrane. Gene Ontology annotation, molecular function: ATP hydrolysis activity; ABC-type transporter activity; ATP binding. NCBI's taxonomy places the organism in Eukaryota, Viridiplantae, Streptophyta, Magnoliopsida, Sapindales, Anacardiaceae. The record is from RefSeq and is a predicted model, not a curated record.
AUGGGUGGCGGAAAACGGGAAGAAAAACGCGGUGAAGGGUGGCUGUUUCUGUUUGCCUCUCCUAAACCCCUCAUUCCCCCAAACUCUCUUCUCUCCGCUUCAAUCAAACCUUAUAUUGAGGCCCAGUACAAGCCUAUUCUCGCUGGCUGGCUCUGUAGCCUUGUUUCAGUCUAUUCUCUCUCCAAAUCCAUCCCCAAAAUUGGAACUUUCUCGUCGUCAAUAUCGAAGUUGAGCGUAACUCAUUUGAGAAAUGAAGGGCUGGUUCUGGGUGUUUUUGUGUUGGCAAGACUGGUGGCCACUUACUGGCAACAAGCGUUUUUGUGGGAGGCGGCUUUGAGUGGGGUCCAUGAUUUGAGGGUUAAUGUUUUUGAAAAGGUUUUGCAGUGAGACUUGGCGUUUUUUGAAGGUGGGUCUGGCGUUUUGGCUGGAGAUAUUGCGUGUAGGAUCACUUCUGAAGCUAAUGAUGUUGCUGAUGCUAUUUAUGCUCUUCUCAAUACCAUUGUGCCCAGUGCACUACAGUUAUCAGCAAUGGCAAUGCAGAUGUUGGUUAUCAGUCCUGUCCUUUCUAUGAUUUCGGCCAUGGCCAUUCCGUGUAUGGCUCUUGUUAUAACCUAUCUAGGUGAAAGGCUUCGUAAAAUAUCUAAGAAGUCGAACCUCACCAUGGCUACUCUAUCAUCCUACCUGAAUGAGGUCCUCCCAGCUAUUCUUUUUGUUAAAGCAAACAAUGCAGAGCUGUGUGAGAGUGCUAGGUUUCAAAGGUUUGCCCAUUCUGAUCUAUCUGAACGUUUGAAAAAGAAGAAAAUGAAAGCACUCAUUCCCCAGAUUGUGCAAAUUAUAUAUUUUGGAGCAUUGUUUAUUCUUUGUGCUGGAUCACUGCUGGUUUCAAGUGGAUCUUUUGAUGCAUGUACCAUGGUUUCUUUUAUAACAUCAUUAGCUUUCUUUAUUGAACCAAUCCAGGAUAUUGGAAAAGCAUACAAUGAGCUGAAGCAAGGGGAACCAGCUAUUGAACGCUUGUUUGAUUUGACCAAGUUUAAAUCUAAGGUGAUUGAGAAACCAGAUGCUGUUGAUUUAGACUAUAUUAAUGGAGAUGUGAAAUUCUGUGAUAUCUCGUUUAGAUAUGGGGACAACAUGCCCCUUGUUUUGAAUAAAAUGAACCUCCAUAUCAGAGCUGGAGAGACGGUUGCUCUUGUGGGACCCUCAGGAGGAGGAAAGACAACCCUUGUAAAACUGCUUCUUCGCCUUUAUGAUCCAUUAUCUGGCCGUAUACUUAUUGAUAACCAUAAUAUCCAGAACAUUCGAUUGGAUAAUUUGCGAAGACAUGUUGGUCUUGUUUCUCAAGAUAUAACACUUUUUUCAGGGACAGUUGCUGAAAAUAUUGGGUACAGGGAUCUGAUGAGAAAAAUUGACGUGGAGAAGGUUGAGCUUGCAGCAAGAACUGCAAAUGCUGAUGAAUUUAUUGGAAAACUUCCUCAAGGAUAUGAGACCAAUAUUGGACCUAGGGGUUCACGUUUAAGUGGAGGUCAGAGGCAAAGACUGGCUAUUGCAAGGACACUCUAUCAGGACUUCUCAAUAUUGAUUCUGGAUGAAGCAACUUCUGCUUUGGAUAGCAGGUCUGAGCUAUUGGUGAGACAAGCUGUCGAGCGCUUGAUGGAAAAUCACACUGUGUUUGUCAUUGCCCAUCGUUUGGAAACAGUAAUGAUGGCGAAACGGGUAUUCCUUUUAAAUGAGGGGAAGCUAGAAGAGCUAAACCGGUCCACUCUCUUGAGCAGUAAAUAUGACUCUCUGGUAUAGACUGGACUUGAGAUUUGAGUUGUUUACAAAGGGGGUAUCGAAUCAUAGAAAUGGAGUGCGGGAAUCAACAUCAAAACCAGAGCUAGUUCUGCAUUUGCUCAAUCAAAAGGCACUUGGUUCUUUAUGCAUUAGUGUGUAUAUAGGUAGAAUGCAGCAAUAGCAGUAUAGAAUGAGUGACAUGGCUUUUAUAGGAAUAUAAUUGUACAUGUGACUUUAACUUGUUAUUGAUUAAAUGAUAGUAAGUUUCCAUAGGAAUUCCAAUAGUUUUAAGUGUUAGCUUGGUCUGCAGUUCAUCUUAUAUACCAUAAUAUAAUUUAUAUAACAAUCUUUUAUUUAUCAAUAUA